This is a messenger RNA of Limanda limanda (common dab), 1407 nucleotides long. RefSeq names its product inner ear-specific collagen. Gene Ontology annotation, molecular function: protein binding. The record is from RefSeq and is a predicted model, not a curated record. The coding region runs from base 1 to 1407 and encodes 468 amino acids. The transcript is spliced from 4 exons. Lineage: Eukaryota; Metazoa; Chordata; Actinopteri; Pleuronectiformes; Pleuronectidae.
AUGCUGACCUUCCCUGUCCACCUGCUGUUGAUGGUGGUGUCCCUCCCCAUCGUCGUGACGACGCCUGAGACCAUCUCCCUAGACACCUGGAGCCCCCCCCCCGGCCCCCCCCCCGGCGGCCCCGGACGCCUCUUCAACCAGACUGCGGACAGCCUGUCGGAGCUGCCAGCUGUUUGCCAGAUGUUGCUGCAGUCCCCGGACCCGGUGUCCCCGGAGGACAUCCCGUGGUACUGUCUGUGCACACACUGCCAGAGCACCCAGGGGCCCAAGGGGGACCGAGGGGACCGGGGUCUUCCAGGUAGUCCGGGUAGUCCUGGCAGACGAGGCUGGACCGGGUCCAGAGGUCCUCCAGGCUUCGUGGGCAGAUCUGGGAUCAAAGGACAGAAAGGAGACGAGGGUGAGAAGGGACAACAUGGACCCCAGGGACUAGUGGGACGCAAAGGGGACCGAGGUUACAAAGGUGACAAAGGUGAUCAAGGUCUGGCGGGUCACCCAGGGGAUCAUGGUCCUAAAGGAGAUGAUGGAGUCUGUCCAGAUACCUGUGUGUCCAGCGAUGGACCACAAGGGCCCCCAGGUCUCCCUGGCCCUGCAGGAACCCGAGGUCUGCCAGGUACUCCAGGGGUUCUGGGGCCCAAAGGCAAUAAGGGUGAUGUGGGCAGUCUGGGUCCCCUUGGUGCCCCUGGACGUGUGGGGGAUAAGGGUGAUUUAGGGCCCCAGGGGGAGUGUAACUGUACCGAUGGAGAAGAUGGGAGUCCAGGUCAUAAGGGGGAAAUGGGAGCCAAGGGGGAACAAGGAGAUGGGGGGGCUGAGGGGAAAAUUGGGCUGCAAGGGGACCAGGGAGAUCCAGGGCAGAUUGGCAUGAGGGGUCCUCCUGGUCCCUGCAUGCCUAGUAUCCAGUCAGCCUUCUCUGCUGGGCUGACGACCAGUUACCCCCCCCCCGACAGGCCCGUGGUCUUCUCCCGCAUCAUCUCCAACGUCUACGACCAGUACGACCCCUCGACUGGGGUCUUCACCGCCCCCGUUAAUGGGACCUACGUCUUCAGCUACCACCUCACAGUCCACGAACGGGUCCUGAAGGUUGGACUCUUUUGUGAAUUCAGAGCGGUUGUUAUAACCACUGACACGAAGCUGCUAGGGACCACCUCGCACUCGGUUGUGCUUCACCUGGCCAAGUGGGAGAGGGUGUGGCUUCAGGUGAAGAAUGAGGCCACUAAUGGCAUGUUCGCCGGUUCUGAGACCAGCAGCACCUUCUCAGGCUUCUUACUCCAUCCAGAUAAAUGUGACAUGGGUUUUGGUAGAGACUUCAUGCCUCCGCCUCAAGUGGAUGAACCUUACCUCUGGAAAGAAAUGUCUGAGCCCAGCACCGCCAGUCCCCCCACUACACCUGCUGGUGGAGGAUCCGACUAA